UCCCACGUGCAUGUUUGUGUUACUAAACAUGCACGUCACCGCUUCUCACUGAACUCUUCGCUCUUCUUCAACGAAACACUACAGCUCGUGUCGUGACUUGCACAGUUCCAUACAGUUUACAAAAUGUCUGCGACUCGUACGGUUAUAUGUCUGCUGAGGAACGACCUGCGUCUUCACGACAACGAGGUGUUCUGCUGGGCUCAGAGGAAUGCAGAGCACAUAGUUCCCCUCUACUGCUUUGACCCACGACAUUACCAGGGCACGUAUCACUAUAACUUUCCUAAGACAGGGCCAUUUCGUUUGCGCUUCCUCCUAGACAGUGUCAUAGACCUGAGGGCAACGCUAAAGAAACAGGGCAGCACACUGUUGGUGAGACAUGGAAAGCCAGAGGAUGUUGUUAGUGAUUUGAUUAAGCAGCUGGGAUCAGUCACUGCUCUGGCGUUUCAUGAGGAGGUGGCGUCAGAGGAAAAGAAUGUGGAGAAGAAGUUAAAGGAGGUCUGCUCUCAAAACAAAGUCAAAGUCCAAACUUUCUGGGGGUCUACACUCUACCACAGAGAUGAUCUCCCUUUUAGUCACAUUAAAAGGUUACCUGAUGUUUACACUCAGUUCAGAAAGGAAGUCGAGGGCCAGGGAAGAAUAAGACCAGUGUUUCCUACUCCAGAACAGAUAAAGUCUCUUCCCCCUGGACUAGAAGAAGGUCCUAUCCUGACAUUUGAGGCACUUGGACAGACAGAGCCAGUGGACAACUGCCGAUCGGCCUUCCCAUGUCGUGGUGGAGAGACAGAGGCUCUCGCUAGACUAAAACAUUACUUCUGGGAAACAAAUGCCGUUGCAUCUUAUAAAGAGACUCGGAAUGGCUUGAUCGGAGUGGACUAUUCCACAAAGUUUUCUUCUUGGCUUGCAUUGGGGUGCAUAUCACCGAGGUACAUCUAUGACCAGAUUAAAAAGUAUGAGGCUGAAAGAACAGCCAACCAGAGUACAUACUGGGUAAUAUUUGAGCUUCUGUGGCGGGAUUACUUCAAGUUUGUGGGUUUAAAAUAUGGAAACCGAAUAUUCCAUAUCAAUGGUCUGCAAGAUAAGCAUGUGCCAUGGAAGACAAAUAUGACUCUGUUCAAUGCAUGGAAAGAGGGGAAAACAGGGGUGCCAUUUGUAGAUGCAAACAUGAGGGAGCUUGCACUGACAGGAUUCAUGUCAAACAGAGGACGGCAAAAUGUAGCCAGCUUUCUCACCAAAGACUUGGGUUUGGACUGGCGACUGGGUGCAGAGUGGUUUGAAUACCUUUUGGUAGACCAUGACGUCUGCAGCAACUAUGGAAACUGGCUUUAUAGUGCAGGAAUAGGAAAUGACCCACGAGAAAACAGGAAGUUCAAUAUGAUCAAACAAGGCCUAGACUAUGACAGCAAUGGGGAUUAUGUCAGACUUUGGGUUCCAGAGCUUCAGGGUAUUAAAGGUGGGGAUGUGCACACCCCCUGGACCCUCAGCAACGCAUCACUUGCACAUGCCCAGGUAUCUCUCAAUCAGACGUACCCCUCCCCGAUUGUCAUAGCACCCGAGUGGAGUCGUCAUGUCAACAGUAAAGCAUCUGGUGCGCCAUCAGCAAAAGGGAAGAAGGGUCCUUCUAACACACCAAGGCAACACAGAGACAGAGGCAUUGACUUUUAUUUCUCCAAAAAUAAACAUUAGGAGGAGUCAUGUGUUUAUAGUUUUUUUCCCACAAAGGUUACAGGUUACAAUGUGGAAGUGAAAAUUUUAAAUAGUUGUGUGCUUUCCUUUACCCUUUACAUGCCAACAACUACCUCUUCUGUGUAAUGCAUUGCAAUCCAUGUAACUGUAUAUUUUUGUAUAUAUUGUUUUAAAUACAGAAUCAUGGUACAACUUUUGUAAUGUACCUGCAGAUAUCAUGGUUUAAUGGAGUACUGUAUGAGGUUUUUUUCUUUGUUGUUUAUUGGGUUAAACUUAAAAAGGUAAAGAGCUGGGGUUUCGGAAAAAACUGUUUCUUGCAUGAACCCAUGUACUGUAUGUGUUUAAAUAAUGCACACAUUUAGACCGCCAACUUCAUUUAUUGAGAAAAGGAAGUGAGUAGUGGUGACUGUUUCAGUUAAAAAAACGAGGGAAAAGCUGUAGUGGCAGCUGUAUCAGACCUACGAAUGCUGUGGAGACAGAUGUAUCUAUUAAUAUGUGUGUGGGGGUGUUAUUGGCAAUAAGAAAUAUUCAAUAUUUUGCACUAUUUGUAGGUCACAAAUAAAAUAAACGUUAAAUUCUUUGUACAAAA
Messenger RNA from Misgurnus anguillicaudatus (oriental weatherfish), 2272 nucleotides. RefSeq names its product cryptochrome DASH (gene cry-dash). Lineage: Eukaryota; Metazoa; Chordata; Actinopteri; Cypriniformes; Cobitidae. Gene Ontology annotation, molecular function: FAD binding; deoxyribodipyrimidine photo-lyase activity; damaged DNA binding. Gene Ontology annotation, biological process: photoreactive repair. The record is from RefSeq and is a predicted model, not a curated record.